Messenger RNA from Zasmidium cellare ATCC 36951, 2319 nucleotides. RefSeq lists its product as uncharacterized. The record is from RefSeq and is a predicted model, not a curated record. Bases 1 to 2319 code for a protein of 772 amino acids. The transcript is spliced from 3 exons. NCBI's taxonomy places the organism in Eukaryota, Fungi, Ascomycota, Dothideomycetes, Mycosphaerellales, Mycosphaerellaceae.
AUGUCUCUUUGCAGUUGUAACGGCCUGUUUCAGCAAUUGUUCACGAAGCCGCAAGCGACAUUUGCGGCAGAGCUUGUCCCCAUCGCGCGGCGUCUCGUGUGCUGGCGUGUCGCAGCAGCAGCACUCGAGCUACCUGACCUGACCUACUGCGAUGGCUUGUCCGGCCGUGCCCAUGCCGCAGCCACUCUGUUCAACUGGCCGCCAUCGAAACUCUUGAUGCCCCCGGACUGGCAUUGCCGUAUUUCCUGCCGCACUUAUCAUCUGCGUCCUGCUGCGCGCAGUCGCUAUUGUUCCCUCGCAUCACCACCACCACCACUGCGCCCGCGCCCACGCUCAGCUGAUCUUCGUCCUGGCCCCCUCGAACGCCGACACCCUCAUUCGUUGUACGCCCUCACUAGCCGGAGUCGUCGGCGGGCAUCCGCGCUCGAGUUGGGGAUCAGCCUGGCAUUUGCUGUCUUCAGCUCGCGCACGCCGGGUCUGGGCUGCGCAGGUCGUCGUCGACGUGGGCAGGACGCGUUCAGACGACUUGACUGGCCGCAGCGUCGCCUUGCAAUAUUCGGUCGAAUUUCCGCAUCAGCGAGCGCAGCUGGCCCGUCGUCUCGCAAAGCCCCAAUCAGCGACCCAAUCACCGCGCAAACGCCCGUUGAUCGACGGUUUGGCAGGGUCUCCGUGUGGGAGCUUAGCCGGCGCUGCGACUAUGUAACUACCGUAUGUGCCUCUCUGACUACCGCUGCUGCUGCUGCUGCUGCUGCUCCCUGCCACCGCCCAUGCUCUACGUACCCCUCGCACUGCAACUCUCGACUUCCUGCUUGGGAACUGAGCACAUGCCCUGCCGCCACACCACCUCCUCCCCCUCGACUUCUCCCCCUUCGUUCCAUCGUUCCCUGUCCAAUGUCGCUCACCAUCUCUCAGCCCAUACGGACUGAGUUCGGCCACAGAUUCACCCAUGAGUUCAACCCGAGGAUCUCGAUUGCCAAGUCGCGCUUCUCCCCCAAGCCACGGGUCGACUCUCCCUCCCCGGUGAGCUCGCUGCGGGUCAGCGCCACCCCGUCCGACGACCACAAGAUGUCGACUCCCCAUCCUCACCGGGGCCUCCCUCCCCCGUCCGCCAUGGCCCUGCCUGACCCCAUCAGGAGAGACGGCCCUCCUCCAUCCCUCACGCAACCUUGGACGGGUGCCAUUCCUGCACCGCCGCCCCAGUGGCAGGGACAGGAAGACUCGAUGCGCAACUGGCUUGCAGCAAGGGCUGAGGAGGACAAGCGCAAGCAGGAAGAAGAGCGCACGCGGCAAGAGACGCUCAAGCUCGAACAGCGCAAGAUCGAGCAGUCCAUGUUGCGCGAGUCGUUACAAGGCGGCGUGCCGCCUCCUAUGAUUCCAUUCAUCUAUGCGGGCAUGGGUGGCAGUCUGGCGAACGUUAGCGUGGAGUGGUUACAACAGUAUGCCGGCCAGCUGCAGGCAGCACAACAGCAGAUUCAGCAAACCUCGCCAGACAUUCGAAGGGACCAAGGCCGGUUGAUUGGUCCUCCUCCAGCAUAUCCCGUGGCUCAACCAACGCAGCAGCAAGUCCUGCCAAGUCAGCAUACCGAACAUCCCCCACCCCCACCAGGUCCCAUCCAGACGACGUUUUCGGCAUAUCAACCCGUUGCGGCAAGACAGCAGCAGACUUCGGCUCCCCGAUCGGCCACGCACACGCAGCUGCCAAGGCUUACGACAAACGAAAUGUACGUUCACCAACCUCCACCAGCGGGCGCAGGAAGCGCGCAUCCUCUCCAGCAGAGUCAGACCAUCCAACAAGACCAGCCAUCGUCGUCACCGUCGAUAUACUUUCAUCACUGGGUACCGCCGAGCGAAUCCAAAGGUGGCAAUCCACCCCAAACUCCGGCGAGCAAAGGCGACCCGCAUUCGGCGCAUCCGAGCUCGUCGAUCCACGAAAGCGAGUUCAAAGAUUCGCCGCGCAAGCGCAAAGCCCAAGGCGGACACCAACCCAACCCACCACCCUCGGCUGGACCGCAAUAUACUUCACCUUCAUUCUCCACAACAAGCUCCGCAUCGGGUCGGAAAGGUGGUCAUACGCGGUCCCGCAGCAACGCGUCAGCCGGACGCGAUCCGGAUAGCAGACCAGACAGUCGACGCGAGGACCUAGGGCCGCCGCAACCUCCUCCUCCACGGUCGUCUCAUCCUGAUUCCGGCAACACCAACACAAGUGACGAGUCAGCGCGACCUCCCUCGCGAGCGCAGCAGCAGGAGGAGUCGUCCGGACCUGACAUCCACCGGGAACGGGAAGGCCGGACGGAGGCUUCGCGGCCAGGAUCCAGCUGA